Messenger RNA from Xylona heveae TC161, 1573 nucleotides. RefSeq names its product kinase-like protein. The transcript is spliced from 2 exons. Bases 426 to 1265 code for a protein of 279 amino acids. NCBI's taxonomy places the organism in Eukaryota, Fungi, Ascomycota, Xylonomycetes, Xylonales, Xylonaceae. The record is from RefSeq and is a predicted model, not a curated record.
UAGCUUCAAGAAAUCAUGAUGACUGGGGAGCUGGGAUAAGGAAAACUGAUAUUCAUUCUGCCGAUUGACUUGAACUUCUCCUCUCCCUCAUAUUUUAUCAUAUCUGUACUAAUGACUGUAAUUUUCAAACUCACUUCACAGUGUCACGUGUAAAAUGCCCGCAACUUCAAGCUGGGAUGUGACGAGCCAGCUGCAUCCACUGGCAGAUAUAACUCGACUCCAUCGUCUUCUUUGUCCUCAAUCCUCAGCACGUUUCAAUUUACUUCAAAAUUUCCAACAAUGUCUAACCUCUCGCGAGAUAACCAAGCAUAACCAACCCUCCCUUCUAGCCAAAGUUCAGAGCUUAAAGCUGACCCCAGACGCAUACCUUGACGACCCAUGAUCAAUACCCAAAUACUUACUCACGGUGGCUCGCAUAUACAGCCAUGAAUCUAGACCUCUCCUCUCUUUCCAAUGAAGAUAUAGUUUAUUUCUGCAACACGACCAAAUCUGAAAUAAAUGGGAGUUCGGAAGGUGGACGUCGAAUUAUUAGGUUGUCCAGCGACAUCGUCGUGAAGGCCGGAUGGAGCGUCACGGCAGAAGAGGCAGCAAAUCAAGCAUACGCUUACACACAAACCAGUGCUUGCAAGAACACUGGCCUCACAGUCCCGCAAGUCUACCGAUACUUCCGGACAUCUGGUACUGGGUACCUCGUAAUGGAAUAUGUUCAGGGUAUCUCACUUGAAAAGAUUUCAGUUCACAAUCAACCAGAGCUAUUGCAACGUCUGGCCAUGGCGAUUUGCACACUAUCUUCUCUUGAAACAGGGCAGGAAAUGGUUCCUGGGCCGAGAAAUGGAGGGACGCCUAGAGGUUAUCUCUUUUCUGAGGACGGCGCAGGAACAACUUUCACUUCUGUUAAUGACCUUAACCUCUGGCUCAAUGAGCGCGCUCGUUUGCGUAAGGGAGACCCGAACGGGGAAUUCAGAUUCAAAUAUGGAUCAUCAGCAGACUGCGUCUUUUGUCAUCUUGACCUUGUUCGUCGCAACAUAUUGCUGCUUCCGGAUGGAAAAUUUUGUCUUUUGGAUUGGGAAUAUGCAGGGUUCUACCCGCGAGCAUUUGAAAUUUAUUGCCUUCGGUUUGCAGCACAAUCAGAUUAUGAAUUUUCUCAAGCAUUUUUGAGCAUUUUUGAACAAAUUUACCCUUGGAGCGAAGAUGACAGCGAAAAGAACCGUCAACUCAGAAUGUUGAAUCGCGUCUACAGGAACAACCUAAAGUAUAAUUUGUAAGUUUCCCCGAAGUGGGAACAUAUCAGACAGUGUUGAUUUUGCGAAUAGCUCCAAUCCGACCGAUCAUAACCAGCUACAAGAACAACUUCGACAUUUUAUCGCGAUCCAUCCGAUGCCUGAAAUUAUCACGUCAUAAAAGUUCCUUCUGGGCCCCCUCUUCUUCACGACGUUGAGAUAUUAAAGGAAUUGUCCAAUCUCCAUGGGGUCCGAGAUAGCAAUAAUUUGCUGUGUAUGGGCGCUUCUGUGGUAUCGUUGUUGGAUUAAUGCACCAAAAGCUUCCUUCUCCGCAGGUGUAAUUGGGAUAUAGC